AUGGCAGACAAGAAGAUCUCCAGCUCCAAACGAACAGUCCUGAUAACCGGCUGCUCAGACGGCGGUCUGGGCGCCGCCCUUGCAAUCGCCUUCCAUGAAGCCGGCCUGCAUGUCUUUGCUACGGCUCGAAAUCCUUCUAAGAUGACGCAGGUCGCGUCUCUUGGCAUCGAAACGCUUACAUUAGACGUCCAAUCCGACUCCUCAAUCGCCGACUGUGUCCGCAAACUGUCCGACCUCGACAUCUUGGUCAACAAUGCCGGCGCCGCGUACAGCAUGCCCGCCUCCGAUCUCUCCAUCCCCAAGGCCAAAGACAUUUUCGACCUCAAUGUGUGGUCUUACCUUGCCAUGACGCAGGCUUUUCUGCCGUUACUGCUGAAGUCCAAGGGAAUGAUUUCCACGUACAACGCCUCGAAAGCUGCGAUGGCAAUGUUUUCAGAUUCGCAGCGGCUGGAGCUGGCACCCUUCGGCAUCACGGUUGUCGAUCUGAAGACGGGAGCCGUGGCGUCUAACCUUAUAAAGAAUCAAAAGGAAGCGACGCAAGCUUCUUUGCCGAAGGGCUCGAUUUAUGAGCCGGCGAAGGAGGCGGUAGAGAGGACGAUGCGUGGUGAUGCAUUCGAGGAUGCGGGUAUGCCGGCGCAGCAGUGGGCGGGACUAGUUGUGCAGGAUUUGUCGAGGAAGAGGCCACCGCCGAAUGUUUGGAGGGGUGCCAAGGCGGGUUUGGCGUGGGUUGGCACGGUUUUGCCGUUCGGAAUGCUAGAUGGGAUGAUGAAGAAGAUGACUGGAAUUGACGUCGUUGAACAGAUGGUGCGCAAAUAA
Molecule: messenger RNA, 816 nt
Organism: Letharia lupina
Lineage: Eukaryota; Fungi; Ascomycota; Lecanoromycetes; Lecanorales; Parmeliaceae
Exons: 2
Coding region: 1-816 (271 amino acids)
Biological process (GO): phosphatidic acid biosynthetic process; triglyceride catabolic process
Cellular component (GO): lipid droplet; endoplasmic reticulum
Molecular function (GO): triacylglycerol lipase activity; acylglycerone-phosphate reductase (NADP+) activity
Source: RefSeq, a predicted model, not a curated record